Molecule: messenger RNA, 810 nt
Organism: Ectocarpus siliculosus
Lineage: Eukaryota; Phaeophyceae; Ectocarpales; Ectocarpaceae
Source: the annotation of a GenBank genome assembly
AUGGCGACUGACCGAACCAAAAUUCAAGGGGUCCGGACGCCCUUAUCCAAACACCCCUCGAGCCGGAAGAGCUGUGACCGGUGUUUCCAGAAGAAGACAAAAUGCUCUGCGCCUUUCGGCAAGGACAGCCCGUGCCGGUCGUGCCGAAAGAAUGGAGCCGAUUGCGUCUUCUCUGACCGGCAGAAGACGGGGCCCAAGGCAAAAGGGGCCAAAGGAGUGUCAAGCUCACCGGGAGUAAGUUCCGCCACCCAGGGCGCAAGGGUGGGCAGGACCGUCGAAGAACCCAUGAGGGCUGCGUCGGGGAGGGCACGGUCAUCGACCACUGAAACGUCUGGCCAUGAAGCGGAGACUACUACAGCGGCCUGCGCUCUCGAUGCGAGCGAAGGUCUUGCAUCCCGGUGGACCACGGCAUACUGGAGAUUCGCGGUCGAUGCCAAUAACUCCAACUCCGAUGCCGCACAGACGUCGGUCGCCGGGGUCAAGGCCAACAAUGGCAAUCGCCAGAAGGAACUGCGGGCGGACAUGCACGCCAUCGGUGAUAGGUUAACCGUCAGUUGGACCAAAACCGCUGUGGCUCGCCUCAAGCAGGAGUCGGUUGGACCGACAAACAGCCCGAGCGGGACACUCUGGAAGGCGUAUCAGCUGCGGAAUAUGGACGGCGAACCCAUUCAGCAAGAGCCCGCGAGCCUGGGAAAACGAUUCGCUGUCGUUCGACAAGUCGAGCUGUGGUGGGAACUGCUGGUGGCGGAGGCGGAUAGUCUUCGCCUUCAUGCGUUUGCCAUUGCUGCUUCUGCUGAAGCUCCCCAUUAA